Messenger RNA from Achroia grisella, 3132 nucleotides. RefSeq names its product potassium voltage-gated channel protein eag (gene eag). Bases 1 to 3132 code for a protein of 1043 amino acids. Gene Ontology annotation, molecular function: voltage-gated potassium channel activity. NCBI's taxonomy places the organism in Eukaryota, Metazoa, Arthropoda, Insecta, Lepidoptera, Pyralidae. Gene Ontology annotation, cellular component: membrane. The transcript is spliced from 14 exons. Gene Ontology annotation, biological process: regulation of membrane potential; potassium ion transmembrane transport. The record is from RefSeq and is a predicted model, not a curated record.
AUGCCGGGCGGCCGCAGGGGGCUUGUGGCCCCGCAGAACACCUUCCUGGAGAACAUCAUACGCCGGUCCUCCUCCCAACCAGACAGCAGCUUUCUGUUGGCGAACGCGCAGAUCGUGGACUACCCCAUCGUGUACUGUAACGAGACCUUCUGCAAGAUGAGCGGGUACAACCGGGCUGAAGUCAUGCAGAAGUCUUGCAGGUGCACCUGGAUGUACGGCGAGCUGACGGAGAAGGAGGCGGUGGAGCGAGUGGACCGAGCGCUGGACCAUCACCUCGCUGACCAGUUCGAGAUACUUCUCUAUAAGAAGAAUCGCACACCGUUAUGGCUGUUGGUGCACGUGGCGCCGAUCCGCAACGAACGCGAACUGGUCGUGCUUUUCCUGCUGACCUUCCGCGACAUCACCGCCCUCAAGCAGCCCAUCGAUGCAGACGACCCAAAAGGAGGGCUGUCAAAGUUUGCGAAGCUGGCACGCAGCGUGACCCGAUCUCGCUCUGUGCUGGUGUCCGCUCUGCCUGCGCUGAAGGAACCGCAGCGGCAGAGCCACCUCGCGCAUGUAAUGUCACUAUCAGGAGACGUGCUGCCUCAGUAUAGACAAGAAGCUCCGAAGACACCACCACACAUCCUGUUACACUACUGCGCAUUCAAAGCCAUCUGGGACUGGAUUAUACUGUGCCUCACCUUCUAUACCGCCAUCAUGGUGCCAUACAACGUCGCCUUCAAGAACAAGACCAGCGAGGAUGUCUCGUUGCUCGUCAUAGAUUCCAUUGUGGACGUCGUAUUCUUUAUUGAUAUCGUACUCAACUUCCACACAACGUUUGUCGGCCCUGGUGGUGAGGUGGUCAGCGAUCCCAAAGUUAUACGAAAGAAUUACUUCAAAUCAUGGUUCCUUAUAGACCUACUGUCUUGUUUGCCUUAUGAUGUUUUCAACGCGUUUGACCACGACGAAGAUGGCAUCGGGAGUCUAUUCAGCGCGUUGAAGGUAGUCCGGCUACUACGACUGGGCCGAGUGGUACGCAAAUUGGAUCGAUACCUCGAGUACGGCGCUGCUAUGCUCAUCCUGCUACUCUGCUUCUACAUGCUGGUGGCACACUGGCUCGCCUGCGUGUGGUACAGCAUCGGCCGAUCGGACGCCGACUCAGGGCUCCAGUACUCCUGGCUUUGGAAAUUAGCCAACGUGACUCAGACUCCGUACUCUUACGUGUGGUCUAACGAGUCAGACGGGCCAGAACUCGUCAAUGGGCCUUCUCGCAAGACCAUGUACGUGACCGCGCUCUACUUCACCAUGACCUGCAUGACCUCUGUGGGCUUCGGCAACGUCGCCGCCGAGACCGAUAACGAGAAGAUCUUCACCAUCUGCAUGAUGAUUGUGGCAGCUCUACUUUACGCAACGAUAUUCGGCCACGUGACAACCAUCAUCCAGCAGAUGACCUCGGCAACCGCAAAGUAUCACGACAUGCUCAACAAUGUGCGCGAAUUCAUGAAGCUGCACGAAGUGCCUAAGGCACUUAGUGAACGCGUAAUGGACUAUGUUGUUUCCACAUGGGCUAUGACUAAAGGGCUCGACACAGAUAAGGUGCUGAACUACUGUCCCAAAGAUAUGAAAGCGGACAUCUGCGUGCAUCUCAACCGCAAGGUGUUCAACGAGCAUCCGGCGUUUCGACUCGCGUCGGAUGGCUGUUUGCGGGCGCUCGCCAUGCACUUUCAAAUGUCGCACUCGGCGCCUGGAGACUUGCUGUACCACACCGGCGAGUCCAUCGAUUCGCUCUGCUUCAUCGUCACCGGGAGUCUAGAGGUCAUACAGGAUGAUGAAGUCGUUGCUAUAUUAGGCAAAGGCGACGUCUUCGGCGAUUCCUUCUGGAAGGACAGCGCGGUUGGUCAAUCGGCGGCUAACGUUCGAGCACUAACCUACUGUGAUUUGCACACAAUAAAGCGCGACCGGUUACUAGAAGUGCUUGAUUUUUAUCAAGCUUUCGCUAACAGUUUUGCGCGAAAUCUCACCCUUACAUACAAUCUUCGACACCGAUUAAUAUUUCGCAAGGUUGCAGAUGUGAGGCGAGAAAGAGAGUUAAUGGAGCGAAGGAAGCGGGAACCACAACUGGAACAAGCCCAGGAUCAUUUAGUUCGAAAGAUCUUUUCGCGUUUCCGUCGCGAGCGCAGCGUCGCUGCAGCCCCGGGGCCGGCCCCGGCGCGUGCGGCAUCCGCGUCCCCUGCGCUGGGGGCCGCCCCCGCCGACCCCGAGCGCGGGGAGACUGCCGCCGCCGCGGGCACUGCGCCGGCCCCGGCCCCCGUUGCGGCCCCCACGCCCGCGCCGUCCACCGGCGGAGGAGCGGCUGCGCGCGGCAAGUGGGGGCGACUGUUGGCGGGCGGGGGGUCACUGGACGCGAGCGGGGGCGGUGGAGGAGAUGCGCCGCGGGCCCCGUUCGCGCGCAGUCUCAGCACUCGCGACCGGCCCGCUCCUGCCAUCGCCGCCCCCCCGUCCGAAGCUAGCACAGCAUCUGCUGUCACUCCUCACGUUUCUGUCCUCGCUCUGAAGGCGUCUUUUGCGAAAACCCGGUCAGCGAGUGCGCUUGGCGUGGGCAGCGGGCGACAGGACACCAUCGAGGAGGAGCUGGAGGAGCGGCGACCGCCCACCACCACCCCCGCCCUGCAGCCUCCGCCCGCUCCUGUCGCUACAUCUACAGCUGCUUUACAUGACGCCGCGUUAGCAGAAUUACGUAGAGAUGUCCGAAACGAAGUACAACGUCUUCAACAUAAGCUGGGCCGCGUGGAGGAGCUGCUGACGAUGCUGGCGGCGCGGCUGGGCGCCGACACGUCCGAGGGCGCCAGCGGGGCGGCGGCGGGCGCGGGGGCGGCGAGAGGGGAGGACGGUGAGCGGACGCGCGCCCCGCCCACUGACAUCGCCGCUCUCACGAGAACGAAACGCCGAUCGAAGGCGCGCAGUAAAGGUACGGCGCCGCAGGUUCCAACGCCGACGACGCCGGGCGACGCGCCCUCCAGCCCCCCGGGGGGCAGCGCCGGAAGCGCGGGCAGCGCGGGGAGCGCGGGCAGCGCGAGCGGAGUGAGCGGAGUGAGCGGAGUGAGCGGAGCGAGCGGGGCCGGCGCGGCGGCGCGGCGGCGCGACUUCGUGUAG